Molecule: messenger RNA, 7901 nt
Organism: Ostrinia nubilalis (European corn borer)
Lineage: Eukaryota; Metazoa; Arthropoda; Insecta; Lepidoptera; Crambidae
Gene: Dcr-1
Product: endoribonuclease Dcr-1
Exons: 44
Coding region: 211-7797 (2528 amino acids)
Biological process (GO): apoptotic DNA fragmentation; pre-miRNA processing; siRNA processing
Cellular component (GO): nucleus; cytoplasm; RISC complex
Molecular function (GO): protein binding; deoxyribonuclease I activity; ribonuclease III activity
Source: RefSeq, a predicted model, not a curated record
UUCUCUUGCAUAACCUUUUGAUAUAGUUUAAUUGUUGUUUAUCUUGUGCUUCAUGCGACAUUUCGUGUAUAUUAGCCUCUAAAAUGAGGUCUAACUUAACUACUCUUGCAUUACCAUUUCCAAAGAUUUGAGGCAUAAAUUGGAAUUUGUGUUGUAAAAUAAUGCGUGGAAUUCAUCAUUUGAGUCUUAAAACUUAAGAACUUAGACAAGAUGAUGGAGACAUGCUGCUCCCGCUUCACGGCGGCGGAAGGCGGCGCGCGCCUUGCCGCGGCCGCCAGCGAGAAAAACAUCAUGGCGGUGGAGUACUCAUCCUUCAUCGCUACUCGACUGGUGCAUGAAGACGCUUACAAGAUCAGGGGUCCGUUCUCCACCGGGCGACAGCGUUCGGUCUUCAUCUGCCGCGCGUCGCGGGUGCCGUGCGUGGCUUACGAGCUUCAGAUCAUGACGGACUUGAAGAUAGCUAAGGGCACCGAUCCGGAUGGCGUAGAUUGGGCUGAGGAAAUGGAAGAGAAAGAGGUUCUGGUAUGUACUUCAGAGGUGAUGCGAAGGGUCCUGGAAGCUCAGACCGUCACCAUGCCGCAGGUCAACGUGCUCAUCGUAGACAGCUGCCAUCUGGUAUCCAGCGACGAGAGCCUGCAGUUUAUAAUGAAAAUCUACAAAAACUGCCCUGAAAACACCCGACCACGAAUACUAGCAUUAACUUACCCCCUUUUCUCACCCCCCACCAAAGAUGAACCCCCCCAAAAUGAUGACAAGGACUCCGAAAAUGACACACCAACCGAAAAUGACAUCAAGUGUGUCGAAAAUGUAGCGAAAAACGAAAAUGAAAAAAAUCCGUGUGAAGAGAUUGGUGUGAAUGAAAAUUUGGACGAAUUUGAUACUUAUGAGAAGUUGGAGUGGAAAAUUGAGGAGUUGGAGAAAGAGUUGUGCUGCGAAAUGGAUCUGGCUGAAGAUAUUGAUGGAGGGAAAAGACUGGCAGCCAGCUUGUCAAAGCCCAAAGAACUGGUCAUCGAGUACAGCGCCGGUCCUCCAGUAUCCUUGGACCCGUCCACACCCUUCGCUGAACUAGACGCCUUCAUGAGAGGCGCUGUGAAUGACGCCAUGGAAUUCAUCAUGGAGCACCGAUACGACCCAACUGAGAUAUACGGCGAGGAUAUGUACGAAGAGUUCAAGAACAUUCCAGACCCCACCAUAGAGCCCAAGUUUAUAUUCAAGCAGUUUCUGUACGUUUUGGAUGAACUCGGUCCAUAUGCAGCGGACAAAGCAGCCUUCUCUUUACUUGCUAAAUUGGAAAAGUUGAAAAUCAAAGUGCCCUACGAGAGACAUUUCUUGCUUCUCUGCCUUUGUACUUCUGUCUUCGUCAAAAUCAGAGGGUAUGCUGACCACGUGUUCUCUCAGUACGAGUCUGAUUGGGAGAAAAUCAAAAUCUUUUGUACCCCAAAAGUAUUGAGAUUCGCUGAGAUACUACUGAAGUUUCAACCACCGGAGUUGGUGAAAAAUACAUCUGAAAAUACAGCGAAAAUGUUGAGUGACAUAGAACAGUGUGAUUUCGCGUCAUUGGGCAACAAAAUCGAAGAUAAAGUGAAUAGCUAUGAAGCUAAUUUGAAAGAUCUCGAAGAAGAUUCCAGCAAAUGUGACGUCACCGAAAAUGAGCCUGAUAGUGCGGGAAAUAAGUGCGAUAGUGAGGGUAGUAACUCGAUAAGUGCUGGGAGUCAUUGUGAUGAGACUUGCUCAAACAAGUGUGAUGUUCAAACAAAUUCGAAUAGUGUCGAAAAUAAGAGUGAUAGUGCCGGAAAUUCGGGUGAUAGUGCGGUAAAUAAAACCGAUAGUGCGGGAAACAAAAAUGAUAGUGCGGGAAACAAAAUCGAUAGUGCUGGAAACAAAACCGAUAGUGGGCCAGUCGAUGGUCAGAAGCCAUUCUUCUCGCGUAGGUCUGGUGGUAGAGUGAGGGGUAGAGGGAGGUCUCAGAGGACUAAUAUCAGAGUGCAGCAGAUUCAGCAGAACCCUGACGCGUUGUGUGGGAUUGUCUUCAUGAAAGAAGCGCUGAUGGCGAAGAUUAUGUUCAUGCUGAUUGUGGACAUGUCUCGCGCGCACCGUUCUCUGUCUUAUCUGUGCGCUCAGUACUGCGCAGUGGAGACGCCCGCCGACCCCGCGACGGAGGCUAAGGAGUGCCAGAGGCAGAGCAAGAAGCAAGAGGAAGUGCUAAAGAAAUUCCGAAUGCACGAAUGUAACUUGCUGCUAGCGACAUCUGCGUUGGAGGAGGGCAUUGAUCUGCCCCGGUGCAACUUGGUGCUACGUUGGGAUGUGCCUCAAUCGUAUCGAUCCUACGGCCUAUGCCGCGGGCGUGCUAGGGCUACUCGCUCCGCUUGCGGCGUGCUGUGCUGUGGUGAGGGCAACGCUACCGACGAGCUGAUACACAACCUGGCCACUUACAGGGAGAUUGAUCAGAUCAUAAGCAGAAAAUGCGGGUGCGGCGUUCAAGAUGAACCUCCUCAGAGCGAGGAAGACCAUGCCGAUGUCUUCAACCUCGCCAUCAAACCUUAUACACCCCAAGAAGCGACAUCCAAAGACAAUAUCACCAACGAAGCCAAUAAUAGUAAUAAAAACAAAGAUACUAAAAACUCCACUCAAAAUGGCAAGGAAAAACCCAUUGAAAAUAAAAAAAAGAAUGGAAACAGAGAUGAUAGUCGUAAAGAGGCUAAAACAUGUGAAAACGGGAAUGAUAGUCUAAUAAGGGCGAUAGAAAGCGUGCAACGGACUAACGUUUCAAGUGAAAAUGAAAUUGAUAGUAGUGUGGACAAACUGAGCGAUUUGAAAAUAAGCGAAAAUGCCAAAGUGAAAACAGACGGUUGUGAUACUCAAAUUAUUUGUUCGAACUGUGAAAACGAAAAUGAUAGUCCGGGAAAAGAUAGUAAGGUGUGUGAAAAUAUAAAAGAUAGUUUAAGAACGGAUAAUUUAUUCUGCAAUAGAUGUAGUAAUAUGAAAACGAGCGUCAGUGUUGAGUGUCCGUGUGUUGUAAAUAUAAGUGAUAGUGCUAAAAACGACAGUGAUAGUAAGCUAGAAAAUGAUAGUAAGAAGACUGUUGAUGAUAUUGCUAGUGUUGAUUUGAAUUCGGCGAUCGCGUUGAUAAAUAGAUACUGCGGCAAGCUACCAUCGGACACCUUCACUCGUCUCGCACCUCAGUGGUGGACGGAGGAGGUCACACUGCCAACCGGGAGGGCCUUCAUUUGCACCCUCAGGCUCCCUCUGAAUUGUCCUGUCAAGUAUAACAUCGUGGGCCACCCGAUGCCGAGCCGAGUGCUAGCCCGCCGUAUGGUGGCGCUUCAAGCGUGCCGCAUUCUACACAAGUCGGGAGAACUUGACAACCAGUUGAUGCCUAUAGGCAAGGAGAACUUCAAAGCAGCUGAUUUGGAAGCCCCAAACCCACUGUUGGGCGAGUUAACAGACAAUGGAGACGCGCGCCCCGGAACUACUAAACGAAGGCAGUACUACUUCAAACGGACCGCGUCUGCGUUCACGGACUGCCAGCCAGUGGUGGAUACGAGCGACUCGGAAAUAGACCCCGCCAAACGCAACAUGCUAUACGCCAUAGUGUCAAAGCUGUGGUGCGCGCUUCCUGAACGAUACAACACGAGGGGAAGAAGACUGCACGCGCCGCAAAACGCUAGCCAAGCUAUAGGGAUACUGAUGGCGAGGGACGAACCCGAAGAUCUCCAGAUCCCCGCGUUUCCCGUGUACACCCGGUCCGGAGAAGUCCGGGUGUCCGUGGAGCAUGUACCGGACGCGGACGUCCGGUUAUCGCCGCGACGCGGACGGCUUGUGAGGAGGUUCAUGGGGUUCGUAUUCGCGGAAGUGCUUCGAGUCAGGCGACUGGGAAUGAGUUUGCAGAGCGAUGCGUCCGCGCAUAACAACUAUUACGUCGUGCCUACUAUAAAGACAACGAGAGAAGACGGCACCACCAAAAUCGACAUCGACUGGCCGUUCCUAGAACUGAUAUACCAACACACAGAAGACACCAAGUAUUCAGAACUGGAACCUCCUCUACACUGGCCCAAUGGGGAAGAAGAAACGAGCGUGCCCAAGGUGAAUAAAGACGAAGAGAAAGGCAGCAAGAAGGAAAUCACCAACCCUCUCCUAAAGCCAGGAGAGACGUUUGUGUUCGACCCCGAGAAGUAUAGGGAGGCGGUUGUUACCCCCUGGUAUAGGAAUCAGGAUCAACCGCAGUUCUUUCUAGUAGCAGAGAUAUGUUGGAACCUCACACCAGACUCGGCGUUCCCUUCAGCCACUCACACAAGCUUCAGAAACUACUAUAGCAAUAAGUAUGGGGUAGUAUUGACGCAGCCAAACCAACCGCUGUUGGAUGUGGACCAUACGAGCGCGAGAUUGAACCUUCUGACGCCUAGAUACGUGAACCGCAAAGGCGUGGCCUUACCAGUAUCAUCGGAACGCACGCGCCGAGCGAAACGAGACCGCCUGGACCAGAAGCAGAUAUUAGUUCCCGAGCUCUGCCGCGUGCAUCCGUUUGCGGCGCCACUGUGGUUCGCUACUGUGGCGUUACCUUGCGUGCUGUACAGGAUCAACGCGCUCCUCAUAGCCGAUGAGAUCCGUCGAGCGGUGGCCAUAGACGUGGGUCUUGGUAUACCGAAGAUAGAUGACACCACUUGUCCUGGCUUCCAAUGGCCAGCGCUGGACUUCGGAUGGAGUUUGGCUGAGGUACUAAGUGCGGACUCUGAAAAGACUGAAAAGAAGAAAGACGAAGAAGAGAAAAAGGAGGAAAAAGAUGUUGAAGUCAAGUACGCCGCUCCCAUGCCUCAGGCACUGACUGAGUCAAGUAACAUGACCUAUAACAUGCGUAAGCGAUUCUUAUCUUCUACUUCUAAUAUUUUUAGAGAAGAAGAAAAAGUGAUAGAAGAAAUUUCAAGAGCAGAAGAACCACCGGAGAAAACCAUCAACGAUAUUCUAGCGGAGAAAGAGGAUGCUGAAAGUGGCUUCGAAAUCGGCACGUGGAGUAAUGAUAUGGCGUCUUCUAUACCGGAUUCGAUGGAGUACGACGAGUAUAUGGAGCCGCUGCCUUCCAACCUCACCUUCUGCACUUCUGCCUCAGGUGGCACCAACUGGUGUGACCCCAUAGAGAAACCGAAGAGAGAGUUCCAUCCGACCAGAACGUUCUCUAUGGCGGAGAGCGACUGCUCUUACAUGUCGAGUGAUUUCGACACAGACGACUCUGAUUUGAACACUGACAGCGACGAUGACACUGAAAAUGGCGGAUUUUGGAGUAAGAACUCGAUGGGCGUCCGAAUAGAGUAUAAGACAGCGCACGAAGCCGAAGCCGUGGACGUUGAAAAGAAAAAGAAGACGCGCCCACAACCGCAGCGUGACGUCACCGAUGACGCGCGCGAUAGAGACGCCUACAAGAAGUAUAUGGCCGAAGGGAACGGCCCUAGCGAGUACCUCGAAAAGUUCCGUUCAUCUGUCACACACCAUAAGCAAGAUCUAAUCACCAACGGAAACCUCAUAAAAAAGGAUCAAGCCAUCGCCGAAAUACUACCAGAGACAAAAGAGCACAAACCACAGACUCUAACUCCACCUCCGUCCAAAAUACUGGACGAUUUAUUCCCAUACGGCCAAGAAGAGUUGACCAUAGACUCUGAAGGCCAAAUCAGUUUGGAAAGCAUAGAGAAAAACAAAAGAGUGUUACUUAAAAGUUUGAAAGAUACGAUGAGCGAGGAAGAAGUGAAAAAGCUACAGUGUUUCUCUAUGGUCGACGUAGAUAUCGACUCGCCGAAUUACGUUAACGAAAAAGUCGCAAACGUAGGUUUUGAUACCAUAGACAGUUAUGUGGAGAAAAUGAACAAAAAGGAUGAAGCGAAGGAAUUUAAGCCGUAUUACCAGGACGGUAGAGGCUACGGGAAGGAGUUCGAUUUUGACUAUCAGCCGGAUUUGGAGGGACAUCCUGGGCCUAGUCCUAGUGUUAUAUUGCAGGCACUAACGAUGUCCAACGCCAACGACGGCAUCAACUUAGAGCGUUUAGAGACGAUUGGCGACAGUUUUCUCAAGUUUGCUAUAACGGCGUAUCUGUACUGCGCUCACCCGGCCGUGCAUGAAGGAAAAUUGAGCCAUAUGAGGAGUAAACAGGUUUCCAAUCUGAACCUCUACCGACUAGGCAGGAACAAACGUCUCGGUGCUAGGAUGAUAGCGAGCAAGUUUGAGCCCCACGACAACUGGUUGCCGCCGUGCCAUAAGGCGCCUCUCACACAUACACAACCUGAUGCUAAGUUGGAGCAUCUAACUGAGGAUGCGCCUGUGGAUAGCUCAGGAUGCUUCAUCCCAUACAACCUGAUCACGCAGCACAGUAUACCGGAUAAAUCCAUAGCCGACUGCGUAGAAGCGCUAAUAGGGGCGUACCUCCUGGAGUGCGGCCCUCGCGGCGCCCUCCUGUUCAUGUCGUGGCUCGGCAUCCGAGUGCUCCCGCGACAUCUGGUCACGCUGCCCGAAGACCACCCUUAUGUCAAGGCCGCUGAGGUCGAAAAUUGCACUGUAAGUACCGAAAUAGUCAAGCUGCCCGAAGACCACCCUUAUGUCAAGGCUGCUGAGGUCGAAAAUUGCACUUGCGGCCCUCGCGGCGCCCUCCUGUUCAUGUCGUGGCUCGGCAUCCGAGUGCUCCCGCGACAUCUGGUCACGCUGCCCGAAGACCACCCUUAUGUCAAGGCCGCUGAGGUCGAAAAUUGCACUGUAAGUACCGAAAUAGUCAAGCUGCCCGAAGACCACCCUUAUGUCAAGGCCGCUGAGGUCGAAAAUUGCACUGUAAGUACCGAAAUAGUCAAGCUGCCCGAAGACCACCCUUAUGUCAAGGCCGCUGAGGUCGAAAAUUGCACUCUUAACUGGAGCGCGCUCAUACCGGGGACCUUAAAACCACAAAGGGCGGCUACUGGAGAAUGGAUGCAGCCCGUGUUUGGAGAACUGAAGGCACCCCCGUCUCCUCUCCUAAGAUACAUUGAAGACCCAGAAGGGGAAUUGGAACAAAUGCUUUCUGGUUACGACGCCCUAGAAUGUACUCUACAAUACCGGUUCAAAGACCGAUCUCUGCUACUUCAAGCUUUAACACACGCCUCGCACCAAAAGAACCGACUUACCGACUGCUAUCAACGGCUGGAGUUCCUUGGGGACGCCAUCUUGGACUACCUGAUCACGCGGCACUUAUACGAGGACCCACGGCGGCACUCGCCCGGCGCACUGACGGAUCUACGCUCGGCGCUCGUCAACAACACCAUCUUCGCGACCUUGGCUGCCCGCCACGGCUUCCACAAAUACUUCCGUCACAUGUCGCCCGGUUUGAACGAGGUGCUCACGAAAUACGUGAAGAUACAGGAGGAGAAUGGGCAUUCCAUAAGCGAGGAGCACUACCUCAUUCAAGAGGACGAGAUGGAGCAGGCUGAAGAUGUAGAAGUCCCCAAAGCAUUAGGAGACCUAUUCGAAUCCGUGGCUGGCGCUAUAUUCCUGGACUCAGGCAUGUCUCUGGGUGCGGUAUGGAAGUCCUACGUGAAUCUUAUGGGAGCAGAAUUGGAAGCCUUCAGCGCCGCCGCACCUAAAUCACCAGUCAGGGAACUUUUGGAAGCAGAGCCGGACACUGCUAAGUUUGGCAAACCAGAGCGUUUAGCAGACGGCCGCCGCGUGCGAGUUUGUGUCGAAGUAUUCGGUCGAGGCGCCUUUAAGGGAGUCGGAAGAAACUAUCGCAUUGCUAAAGGGACCGCCGCUAGGUGUGCCCUUAGGCACCUUAAGGCACAUGCUGCGAGGUAGCAUAGAGACAGAAAGAUGUAGCAGCAUCAUCAUCAGGUCAUUUAGUCUCCAUUGUAGGAGCACGACCCUCUCUAGUACCCAUACACCUAUAGAAUGAAGAAGUU